AUGGGCACCUGUCUUCGCAGCUCAAUUCCAGGUGUUGCUCCGGUGAGCCCAGAAGUGCUUUCUGCAUGGCAGAGGCGAAAGGAGGAGUGCUGUCGGCAGCUAGCCCAGGACCAUUACGAGGCCUUGGGACUGCCGAAGCUUGCAGAUGUGGAUGACGUGCGGAAGGCCUAUCGAGAGCUGGCAAGACGUUGGCACCCGGACAAGCACCAAAGCAGGGCCCCUGAUUUGCGUGAUCGGGCAAGCAAGCGCUUCACCCGCAUUCGGCAAGCCUACGAGGUCUUGAAUGACGAGGGCCUGAAGCACAACUACGACACGGAGCUCAUGCUUUCAGAGGCAAGACCACUCUCUUCGGCUGUCUCAUCUAAAGGCGUGGAACGGGAGCUCUUCGACCACUUUGAACGCGCAUGGGCAGACCAUGAGCGGGUGCUUUGA
Molecule: messenger RNA, 432 nt
Organism: Durusdinium trenchii
Lineage: Eukaryota; Dinophyceae; Suessiales; Symbiodiniaceae
Source: the annotation of a GenBank genome assembly